UCAUUCAAACCAGCCACACACUGGGACAGCAAAGAAUUCACACAUACAAACACAUGCGCACAGACAAGCACACAUCAGUAAAGACGUGCUCCAGUACAGAGCGUUACAGACACACACAGAGGGGCUUCCCUUGUGAAACCACUCACACACUGUCUGUAGCACUUUCUACCUCUUGCUUACAAACACACACACACACACACACACAAGCAACAGCUGUCAACAUGUUGUUGCCAAGAGCUUUGACCCUGUUCAUCCUGUGGGGUUCUGCCUCUUGUGUGCGGUAUCGGGCUGACUUCAAUAUGAUGGGAGUCACUGGUUGGAUCUUCUUCGACUCCACAGAGCACAAGUCCACCGUUAAUCUCACAGGAACAGGCACAUGUCGAUACAAUAUCUCCCUCACUACGUUCCCGGUUAUGUACGGCCAUUUUGCUUCACCUUGUCAAAAGUCACACAUAGGAAACAGUGUGUUCAUGUUUACUGUAGAUCAGCCUCAGGCUGCUGUGAAUGUGUCUACUCUGUUUGAACAGCACAUUAGUCUGGAUGCCCUCUCGGUGCUGGUGGACACAUGUAAUGGUGCAAGGAUUUGUGCCAGACUUACUUCGGAGUCCCAGGUAAGAACAUGGCGUGCACGGUUUUUCAGUCCCGUGGCUGGAAACGUCUACAUCCGGCAAGUGAUGGGAGAAGCAGGAGCAAGGGUUCUCUCAGAUCUAAGAAAUGUCGAUCAGACCAGGAUUUUUUCAAAUGUCACGAUUUUAGUGUCACAAAGCUCUGCCACCAGCUGCAAUGCACUUCUCAGUAAUCUGGAUCCCAAGAGUCUUACAAAGCUGGGCGUUUUGAAUGUGGGAUCACCUCUAGAACCUGUUCAAUCUCGAUUGGAAAUAUCUCAUCUCAAUUCUAAUGUCCGCUUCGCCGUUCUCGACUUGACCUCAAGCUACAUGUGUGCAGAGAUCCGAAGCAUCGCAAUGAAGGUAGUUAGUGCUGUUGUGAACAUGCAAGGGAUUAAAGGCUACUUCUCCUUCCGUCAACCAUCUCCGUUUGAUCUCACUACCAUCACUGUUAACCUGACAAACCUGGACAGAAGAGUUGGGCCGUACCACGUUCAUCAGUUUCCCCUUCCCCAAAUGAGAUCUCCGUCAGAUAGCAGCUGCAGUAACGACAACCUUGGGGGUCACUGGAACCCGUUUAAUGUGAAUACUCAGGCACCAGCGUAUCCGCCACCGAGAGGCUCCACUCAUGAUCUCUUUGAGGUCGGAGAUCUGAGCGCCAGGCAUGGGUCUCUGGAGAAUACGAAUAACUUUCAAGCCACUUUCAUGGACUGGAACCUGCCCCUGUUUGGGCGGAAUAGCAUUGUGGGUCGCUCUGUUGUUAUACACAUGCCCAACUCAACCAGAUUUGCCUGUGCAAGUAUCGGCUACCCAGACGAAGUGACUGUCGCCAAGGCUACCUUUCGUGGUCUGGUUGUGGGAACGGUCCUGUUCACCCAACUCAGUAGUGACCCAUAUUCUGAUGUCUCCGUAUUCUUGGACCUAUCCUACGGACAACUUUCUGCACCUUCUACGGUGAAUCACAACUGGCAUGUCCACAACUAUCCCAUCAGCACAGAGACUGACAAUGACAAGGGAUGUUGUCUGUCAACUGGAGGACACUGGAACCCAUACAACAUUGACAUCACAGUGAGUGCAUACGCUGUAAACUGUGCUCCCGACAGCCCUUUUGCUUGUGAAGUUGGGGAUAUCUCUGGCAAGCACAAGACUGUGGACCUACAGUCUGAGAUGGGAACGGUGGCCACCAAGAACUUUUUUACUGACACCACUUCUUGGGUGUCUGGAAUGAUUGGACGUUCUGUGGUGAUACAUGGUCCAAACCAAACAGGUCCACGGAUCGCUUGUGCAAACCUCACCUUGUACCAUUUUCCAUCUGCUCGCUCGGAUUCUUGGCUUGGACCUGGAACCUCUGAAGGUCAAAUCCGAUUCUCCCAAGUGUCUCCUCAAGGACCAACAAUCCUAAAUAUCUCCUUUACCGGGCUUAAUGCGAGAGCCGGAGGCUACCACAUCCAUAUUCUUCCAAUCAAAAGCACACAGGAACCUUGCUCUGACACCAACAUCAUGGGACACUUUAACCCGUUUUCUGUGAACGCAGCCUCAUCUCCAGCUCCAGGGAAUGGUACGGUUGACCAGUAUGAGAUUGGAGACAUCAGUGGGAAGUUUGGAGACCUGACCGGUCAGAACAACUUUCAGAAUCAGUACACGGAUGGAAAUAUGCCACUUUCAGGACCGAACAGCAUAAUUGGCCGGUCUCUGGUCAUACAUUACACCAACAGCUCAAGAAUGCGGUGUGCAGAUAUAUCAGCAGAAGACUCCCCAUAUGGAAACUGGGUGAUGGCCAAGGCCAUGUUCAGUAGUGCUGUAACUGGGACAGUGACGAUGUCCCAGCUAACCUUUCCAGAUGGCAGCUAUGGUGACGUUAUAUUGGAAGUGGAUGUGCGGGCAUCACAAUUAUCAAAUCUUGCAGAGGCUUCCUGGUACAUCGCAUAUAAGCCAGUGGGGUCAGAUGGCACAUGUCCUGGUGAAGAAGAAAUAUUUAAUCCAUUCAACAUGACAAAUAUGAACAGCUGUUCUCAGGUCAGGUUUCUGUCCUGUCUGGUUGGAGAUUUGAUGGGAAGACAUGGAUCCAUAAGUCUCACCAAGAGACAACUGUACAAUGACAUUCUGUUGCAACUGGCCGGAGACUUCACAGUUGUCCAGAGGUCAUUAGUUCUCAGACUCAAUAACACCACAACCGCAUGUGCAGAUAUUCUCCCAGAAUCUCCCUCUGCCAUGCAGAUCUUCCCCAAAAUGGCCUCCUUCGGCAGGUAUGCCUUCCGUAAGAGAGUGGCAGAUGUGUUGAACCUCCACAUAUCCAGAGUUUCUAUCUUACCUGGUUCUCCUUUACAAGGGUCUGAUGGGAAAUGCCAGCAGGUCAAUUAUCUGGUGUCAGGUGAGGUGAGCCAAGAGAAGCUGAAAUCUGUUAAGACGAGUGACGAGAUGGGUGUUUUCAAAGAAUCAAAGGCGUGCACUCCAACUGGAAACACAGGACUGAUGCUGGUCCCCUGCAGGAUGCUACUGUCCAUCAUGCCGGCAGCAGUCUGUCUACUCGGGUUACUGAGGCACUAGAUGGAGCUUUCAGUGAUAUCACAGCACUGCCUUCACUUCGUUACUUUAAUAAAACAGGACAUGUUCAGCCCAACACCGAGAACGUGGCAAAUGAUCAAUAUUGCAACCCGAACCUUAAAGAACAUUCCUCAUUUCAUCAUGUUACACACCCAAGCCCUUAAAAGAAAAUGAUAUGAUCAUGUUUCACAAUCGUCUGUAUCUUGCUGCUCUGUUCUAAAUGGGAUUAAUGGACAUGUAUUCGUUGUAAAUUCCUCAAAAGUCUAACUUAAUACUGUAUUAUACUGCUUCCCUGAUUUAUUUCUAUUCACUGUAUAUUUUGUAUGAUGCAACCAGUGUGAAUACAACACAACCCUUGUUUUCAUGCAACACGACUCUAUAAUUUGUUAUGUGAGCCUGUGAAAUGAAGUCUUAUGUCUUACACUGUUUGUGUGUUUUUUAUGGGUGUCUGGC
This is a messenger RNA of Sinocyclocheilus anshuiensis, 3602 nucleotides long. RefSeq lists its product as uncharacterized. Gene Ontology annotation, biological process: superoxide metabolic process. The record is from RefSeq and is a predicted model, not a curated record. NCBI's taxonomy places the organism in Eukaryota, Metazoa, Chordata, Actinopteri, Cypriniformes, Cyprinidae. The transcript has 10 exons. Bases 54 to 3152 code for a protein of 1032 amino acids. Gene Ontology annotation, molecular function: metal ion binding.